Molecule: messenger RNA, 1332 nt
Organism: Nannizzia gypsea CBS 118893
Lineage: Eukaryota; Fungi; Ascomycota; Eurotiomycetes; Onygenales; Arthrodermataceae
Exons: 4
Coding region: 1-1332 (443 amino acids)
Source: RefSeq, a predicted model, not a curated record
AUGGCCGGCUGCUUUCGGGUCGUUGAGCACGUCGUUCCCUGCCAGCAUAUCAGGGAAUACCCCCAUGCGACGGCUACCAGUCAAGAAGAGCCGCUCAGCUUAGCAGUCAAGCAGUAUAUACCAGUGGAUAACCCGAACCCGCAACCAGGUGAUGUCACCAUAAUAGGUGCACAUGCUAAUGGGUUUCCGAAAGAGCUAUAUGAACCCCUCUGGGAGGAGAUAUAUGCGUGUUCAAAACAGGCUGGUUUUCGUAUUCGGGGUAUCUGGAUUGCAGAUGUUGCACAUCAGGGCCAAAGUGGUGUGCUCAACGAGAGCUCGCUAGGCAACGACCCGUCAUGGUACGAUCAUCCACGAGACCUUCUUAACCUGAUUAACCAAAAGCGAAUCGAAAUGCCCCGACCUGUUUUUGGAAUUGGCCACAGCAUGGGCGGUAACAAUCUAAUAGCCCUUUCAAUUCUGCAUCCCCGACUUCUUACCUCGCUUAUUCUCCUGGACCCUGUGAUGAACAAGGUGGAGGUUCUUGAUAAUGAAUACUCCAAACCGACCAACGUGAAAAUACCGGUUGCGACCCUUGCAUCGACGUAUAGGAGAGAUCUUUGGCCGUCUCGCAGAGAUGCAGAGAAGGCCCUUGAAGGAAGCAAAUUCUAUCAAAACUGGGACCCUCGCGUACUCCGGCGCUUCUUCAAGUAUGGACUCCGUGAACUACCCACUGCUAUAUACCCGUUAGAUGAGAACUCUAUCAAGAAGCCAAUAGGUGAAAGGCCAGUAACACUUACUACAACUCGGCACCAGGAAGUAUUUUCAUUCUUUAGGGCUGCUUACGGUUCUACUUCCGAAGACGACCAAACAUUGAAUCGCCUCACUCAUCCGGAUCUUGACCCCAAUAUAUAUAAAUCUACAUUUCCAUUCUACCGACACGAAGUUGCUAGGACAUUUGAACUACUUCCCUUUGUUCGACCAAGUGUUUUAUAUAUAUUCGCAGAACACUCAGAAGUCAGCGGCCCAGGGUUAAAUCGGGAAAAGAUUGAUCGUACUGGUGUCGCUGUUGGUGGUAGCGGUGGUGCGGCUGAGGGGAAGGUCAAGGGCAUCGUUAUGAAGAAUGUGGGCCAUUUGAUUGCCAUGGAAGCCGUGAGCCAAGCGGCCGAACUGUGCGCUGGCCAAAUAGACGCGGAAAUGCAUCGUUGGCGCAGGGAGGAGGACCUACUGAUGUCUGAGUGGAAAAAUAAACUUUUGACAGAUAAAAUGACCAUCGAUCAGGAGUGGGUUAGACGGGUUGAUCUACUCUCGGUACGGAAUAUAGGCAAGAAAAGGAAUACUGGGACGAAGCUAUAA